Messenger RNA from Pollicipes pollicipes, 459 nucleotides. Its product is annotated as AP-2 complex subunit mu-A-like. Lineage: Eukaryota; Metazoa; Arthropoda; Thecostraca; Pollicipedomorpha; Pollicipedidae. The transcript is spliced from 3 exons. Bases 100 to 396 code for a protein of 98 amino acids. The record is from RefSeq and is a predicted model, not a curated record.
GUGGUGAUCAAGUCGAGCUUCAAGCCGUCGCUGCUGGCGCAGAAGAUCGAGGUGCGCAUCCCGACGCCGCUCAACACCUCCGGCGUGCAGUUGAUCUGUAUGAAGGGCAAGGCCAAGUACAAGGCCUCGGAGAACGCCAUCGUCUGGAAGAUCAAGCGCAUGGGCGGCAUGAAGGAAUCGCAGAUCUCGGCCGAGGUGGAGCUGCUGCAGACCGACAACAAGCGGAAGUGGACCCGACCGCCCAUCUCCAUGAACUUCGAGGUGCCGUUCGCGCCGUCCGGCUUCAAGGUGCGCUACCUCAAGGUGUUCGAGUCCAAGCUGAACUACUCAGACCAUGACGUCAUCAAAUGGGUGCGCUACAUCGGCCGCAGUGGGCUCUACGAGACCCGCUGCUAGCGUCGCGUCCGCGGCGCCGCAGGCCACACAGCAGCGCAGGACCGAGCCGAGAGGCGGCGGCGU